Messenger RNA from Xyrichtys novacula (pearly razorfish), 35024 nucleotides. NCBI's taxonomy places the organism in Eukaryota, Metazoa, Chordata, Actinopteri, Labriformes, Labridae. The record is from the annotation of a GenBank genome assembly.
AUGUCUCGUGUCGCACUGAACGGCCUGGUUGUAUGAACAGAGGCUGGGCAGGGACAUAAGGAGACACGCAGAGCUCCUUACUGCUCUCAGUGGAGGAGUGUCUCUGCAGUUGUUCACACAGGACACUCUGUGUUGAAGUACACACAGUGCGUAUAUUUUUCUUCAUCGCAUUUGUUAAUGAGUUGGGAGUCGACCGCUUGAGGACAGGAUUUUCAGCGACCACUGCAGCAACCACUCGGAGGAAAAUAGUGUUUCUAAACAGCUACCGAGAAGAGGGUGACUGGCUGGUAAGGAUACCGUGAGUUUGAUGCUGUUAGAUUCCUACCACUUAGUGCCUGGUACCUUCGUGUGUCCGCUUUGAAUCAAACUUAUGUCGUCAGUCUGGCUGCUGCGACAGGUGAAAACUGCAGGUGCGUUACUGAAAGGAUUCAAAGCUGUAAUGAGAUUGUGUUACCUUACCCUACGUUACCAUAAUGUAAAUGACAAACAAUUAAAAUCAUGUGGUUAUUGUCCGGUGGGUGGCUUGUUUAAUUGCCACCCUCAAAAAUUCACAGACUAGUUUUUUUUCAUGUCACGUUACAAGUAUACCUAUCACCUUCUGUAGUUGUCUGACAGUGGUGUGUGCUGUUGUUGGUCUGAUGUGUACUUACUGCAGACGUUUCUCAAUGAGGAAGUUUGUUGUUUCUGUGUUGCAACUCUAUCUUGUACUUUUCCUGAAAGUCUCUGGUUGGAAAACAUGAUAAAGAUUGAAAACUGACCAUGCCCUACUGUGUACAAUAGAUUUCUUCACAUGUAGACCUGUUUGCAUCUGGCCCAGUUCAACCUUUUGCCAGCCAAGUCAUACAAAUGCUAAAUCCUUUUGGAUCAACAUGUACCCUGUUGCCAGGUGACAGACUUUAUGUUUUCCAAAUAUAUUAUCUUUGUACAUGAUUAGAUCCUGUACUUGACCACCCUUUUAUUUCACUGGCCUGAGCCUCAGUAUUUAUCACACUAUCACUGCUCAUGACACUGAAGUGUUACAUUUCCCUGGCUGGUUAUUUGCAGGCAGACUCACUGUGAAAUAGGCUUGCUAGUAAAUGUAAGUAAGUAAAUGUAAAAUGUGUUGUAUAGGGAGAGUAUGAGCUGCUCAAUAUGCAAUAGAUUCUCAACAUUUCCCAGUGAGUGAUCUUUACCCAUAUAUAUGGCAGAACAACUUGACUGAGAUUGUAUCACUUAAAAUAAUCUGAAUUUUGACAGAAAAAUUAUGUCAUGUUUACUUUUACUUCUGCUUAACCUAAUUGUCCUAGCUUCAAAAAUCUGUGCACUGAGUAUCCUGGAUUUAUGUUUAGCAUGUGUAUGUGCAUUACAGAGUCACCAUACUUCUUAUUUUGACCCCUGACCCUCUGCAAGUUGUUGUCCCGUGUAUCUGCAUCGUAUAGAGGUCAAUAGAGUUGCAUGUAUUAAAACAUUCUGUGAGUGUACGGCACACAUACUGGAUUAUCACGGGUUUGGAGUAAUGGAACUAGCAAUUUUCACUGGCUGGAACUAAGUCAGGCUUUAGGGUUAGGACAGCACUUCAUUAUAGGGCUGAGGUUUCUUGCAGGAGCUUCCUGUGCCUUCCUCAUUUGACUGGGAGGCAGGUAAAUCGUCCAGCUUGGUCCAGGUUGGUCAGCUUGCUGCGGAGUAUGUUUGAAAGGGAAAACAGCUCAUGCAAAUCUCCUCCUCUGUCCUUGAAACAAACACCUGAGCUCCUGCACUUUGCUUUCCUCUGCUUGUGCGUUAAUAAGUUGUUUGACAGAUUAAGUAGUGUCUCCUCAUUAUGUAAUGUUUUCCAUCAGAGUGGCAGCAGGAGGAGAGCAAAACCUUAUCAGCACAAUUCAUUUUCAUACUUGGCGCCUCUUGGGAUUUCACUUUGAAAACCAAGAUUCUCUCUUUGCCUAUUGAUAAAAACCGUGACUCUGAGCGUAACCAUACACAUUAAUCAGUCACUCAUUCAAAACAGAGAGCUACCUUUCAUAUCUUCCUCUUGCUGUGAGAAUGUCUCAUGAAGAGGUAGCACAGCAAAUACCAACUGUAAGGUUUUCAGUGCGGUCUUGUGAUUUUGGGUCAAAGAGCACUUUGUGUACUCUGAUCAUACUGUAGCAUAGUAUCUCAGCAGUGACAGGACUAAAAUGAGAGACAUAUGAGGCUCAUUAAGACAGUUACAUAAGUCAGUGGACUGAACAGUAGUUCCCAGCGCUCUAUCUCUCUCUCUCUCUCUGAAUCCUGAUAAUGGUCCGACUGCCUAAUGUGCAGUGUGGAUGGGUGUGGCUCCAGGUUGGGUCUAGUUACACUUGAGAUGUUCCGAUCAACAAAUGCCUCACUGUGUUGUGAUAAUGAAACCCACCAUCUCAUCUGGUUUGUGUGCUUUGUGCAACCUUUCUCGCUACUUCACCCAGCCUAAUUUUUCCCUCAGAGGAUCCUCUCUCACUCCUAUCUACAGUGGUGUGUUCUAGGUUGAGAAGGUGCUAAUGUGCCGUAUCCCAGGUGCAUUGAGUGAAAAGCGUGACAGGAGUGUUUUUUUUCUUUCUUCCUAGCUUUCCCCUUCUCAGGUUAUCCAGCACCAUGCCAUCCUUUUCUUGUUUCUUUUCUCAAGCCUGCUACCUUUGAUCAGAUCACUUAAGUUACAGUCAAGCAUAACAGCAAGUCACAGUGUGGGUUUAAGGUUGCUCCAGACAGCUCAAACAAAAUGUCCUCAAUCGAACUGAAGUUACAUAUUUUGGUUUACUGUGAUCAAACAAGUAGAAGUUGUUUGAUGACCUUAAAGGGAUAUUCUGGCGUAAAAUUGAUUUAGGGUCAAACACACCGUAACACUAAGUUAGACAACCCCACGAGAGAUGAAUGUUGCCGACCACUUGCUUCUCUAGUUAAACCAACUUUAGUAAUGACCGCAGAUAGCAAUAUACAGUGGUCUGAGGAGUCAUACACAAACCUCAACCAAAACGCCACUUUAUAGCCACAAAUAAUGCUCAGAACAGCACCUAACUUUAGGGUCCCAGCCACAGCACUAGUUACCAAACAUCUUCUUAACUUUGCCCAAUUUUUUUAGCAAAGAGACUAAACACAAGUAACCUACUCUCUUCCAGCAGCCGCUUGUUUGUAGCGAGACCUUGGCCAGUACAUUACCGCAACGGGGUGACGCAGCUCAAGGAAGAAAAUUUAUGAUAAUUUCUUCAUGGAAAUGCGAUCAAACCAAGACACUAAGGCAGAAGAACUACAGCGUCUGCAGUGCAAAAUGAUUAUUACUUCAAGGAAAUGAUAAAGUAAUGAUCAUAAAUGUUCUUCCUUGAGCUGCGUCCCCCCGCUGCAGUCCGUAAUGGACUGGCCUGAGGUCUCGCUACAAACAAGCGGCUGCUGGAAGAGAGUGGGUGAGUUAUGUUUAGUCUCUUUGCUAAAGAAAUCAGGCAAAGUUAAAAAGAUGUUGGGUGGCUAGUGUUGUGGCUGGGACCCUAAAGUUAGGUGCUGUUCUGAGCAUUAUUUGUGGCUAUAGAGUGGCUUUUUGGUUGAGGUUUGUGUAUGGCUCCUGGGACCGCUGUGUAUUGCUAUCGUGCGGUCGUUACUAAAGUUUGUAUAACUAGAGAAGCAAGCAGUCGGCAACAUUCAUCUCUCAAGGGGGUGUCUAACUCAGUAUUACUGUGUGUUUGACUCUAAACUAAUUUUACGCCGGAAUAUCCCUUUAAACAAAUGUGUGUCUGCAGAUUCUCUCAGGUUCAUAAGUAGUGUUGCAAUGCUGUGCUGCCAUUUAUCUAGCAAGUCAGGGGGUUAUUAUUACCACUUAAAUUAUAAUCUAGUAUGCUAAAUGAAUAACAAAAGCUAAAAUUAUGCCCACUUAAUGCCUCCCCCUGAAAAAAAGACCAAAAAAGUACAAUUUCCUUUAAACAAAUUUAGUUUUUUAAUACCGUUUCAUAAUGUCAAUAUGUGUUUUUUGUGAGACAUGUAAAGGAUGUAAAAAGAGCAGUUAUGGUUUUCCUGCUCUGUAAUGUAUUUGAGAAAUUUGCAACAGUAUAACAUCCAUGAAUAUAUUUACCACAUUUAGAGUAGUUGUUAUGAUUUUCACACCUCAUCCGAUUUGUUUGCUAAUGGAUUAGUAAAAAAGCGGUUUAUCGUACAGCACAGUCAGAGUAAACACAACAAAAUUAAAUCAGAUGCAUUUUUUUCCUUAGCCAGUAUGAAUCAGUGCACUCCUGGAGAAGAAGGUGCUUGUACCAUGAAUCUUGAACCGGGCAGUGAACAGUUAAAACUCAAACAGCCUUUUCAUCGAUAGUUAAGCCUCCAUGUCUCUUCAGUUGUGUCGCACCUCCAGAGCCGCUUUCUGUCUGUUAUCUGUUUUAUUGUCCUCAUUCAUCAGCCAGGCUUCACUCAUGUCAGCAAAUACCACUUACUCCUGAUAGUCACCAGGACUUCAUUGUCAACUGUCUUUUAUCACUGCUGUUUCCAUAUUGUAACUUCCAUAACUAGCCCACAAAACCUCAUACAUUUAAAGUGUGAGUUUGAGAAGUCUGAAGACUUAAUUUGGGAAUUUAAAUGGAUCUGAAUGAUUAAAUUCAACGUUAUUUAACAGAAUAGUAUGAAAUUGACUCUCAAGAUAAUGAGUCUUGAGUCCUGAGAGAUUCUUAAUAUCUUAGCACUAGUUUAAUAAUUACAAAUAUAAGAUAUGUAUCAGGAUGUAGAAUUUCUCAGUACUAUGGAUGAAGACUCCUCUCCCUUUCCUGGCCUCACAGCGUGCUGGCACCAGCUUUUUAGAGGACAUAAUAGUCUGCCAAAGGAGGCCUUCAGUAGUAAUUGGCUCAUAAUUGUCCCCCUCUCCUGAACCAUUGGUUGGUUGGAGGGUUGCAGGCGUAGUGAUAGGUUGGCAGGCCUUCAGGAAUCUAGAUUAUUUGUAGGUUGUGGUGUUUGUUGUUGUUUCUUGUUGUUGUGCUGGCCAUGCCGAGCACACCCUUUUUCAUCGUCUUCUUCUGCUUUCCUGCCCUGCUGCCGAUGACAAGGCUCGCAGAGGCCUAUUCAGGAGACCCAAGGGUGCUUGAGUUAUAGAGCUGGAAAGAGAUAUGGCAGGGUGGAAAGACAGAGGAAUGGGUGACGGCAAACAAGUGGGAGUUUAAGAAUGAGACAAUCUGACAGGAAAUCUUUCUCUACUUCUUUGUAGUCUGUGAUUAUUGAACUUGGAUUAACACAGACUGUUAAACAAAUCCCCCCUGGCUCUGACAGUUGAUCACUACAGAGAGCAAAGGAGAGUAAUGCAGCACAUGUAUGGAUAAUAAAUGCAUCUGUCAGUGACAGGAAGGACCUUUGGACUCCAGGGAACCUCUGAGUAAAACAACGCUGGGUUGGCUGGUAUGGGCACGUCUCUCUUUUCUUCUCUGUAUGUCAUGUGAUCAUGUUUACCAUAGGCUGUGACGCUGUAUGCUAAGGCAGCCUUCGUCUCAGAUAGUGCAGCUCUAUGGUGUUCAUCCCUCCUGCAGAGCAGUUCCCCCCUGCCUCUGUGUCUUUGGAGAACUUCUUCUCUGUUUCCUCUCCAUUUAAUCAUCUGAGUGUCCCCUCCCUAGUACUUCCAUUUGGGUCACAUGAGUCUGGACGCAAAGGGCGACCUCCUCCUCCUCCUCACUGCUUCUUAUGCAGGGCAGAACUGGAGUGAGACGCUCUUUGAAUUACAAAUAGACAAGCUAAGCCUUCACUGGGGGUUUCUUAUUGUUGGUGUCGCCUUAAAAACAUAGAGGAAAGCUUUGUAAUCUUUCUGUUACUUUUUCUUCAUAACAAUGCACCUCCCCUUCAAAAGUUCCAGAUGAAAAAUGGCUUUAAACAAAAGUCCAUAUGUAGUCUGCUUGAGAAACCAAGACAAGAGUCAUCCACUUAAUAUUCAAAAUUUGUCACACCUGUUUUCUUGAUCUUUUUUCUGCCAUAAACUCGUUCAUUACCUCUCUUAUCCACUCCCUCCUGUUUCUCAGGUAUUUUUCUUUCUGGUCAUGUCACAUCUCAAAGGUCACAGCUCUCUGUAUGUGCCCUCUCUCUGUCCCUCCCAUCUAUUGGUCCUCUUCUUCUUUGCACUAGUGCCUGAAAGUCAAGUACCAUCCAUAGUUAAUUUGAACAUUAAGUUUGUGAGAGUUGUCUGGCCAGUGUUAUAUCUCACAUUUAUUCACUGUUUAGCCCUCUAAAAUGAAAGUUCAGAUUCAUCUCAUGCUCGCCACAUACUUUUUACUCUCUGUGUGCUCAGCCUCUUUUAGCAUCAUAUUGUCAAGACAAAACUUGCUGUAUUUUGAGCAGUUCUAGCUUUGUUAGCAGGUUCAUCAGUGUGUUUUUACAACAUCAUGAAAUCAAUAAGCUACAUCAGCAUACAGGCCGAGAAACAUUAAGUGUACAUGCUGUAAACUGUAAAUAAGAAUACUUUAAGAUAAAGCCCUCUGAUAUAGGCAACACUGAAAAGGCUGGACUUAUUACAUGACUUGUAGAAAUCUUAACAAAGGAUGAAACAGCCACAUGAACUGCCAGUGAGGCUCCAGACUUUUUGUCUUGUUUAGACGUGCAGCGUUCACACACUCACGUACCUCCUCUUCAGCUCUGCAGCGCUGCAUAGAGCCUAGUGAACAGACAGACGCAUUUUAAGCUGCUGCACAGAGUGACAAAAAAAAUACACAGUGAAAUAUCACAGAAGCACCAGAUUCAGUCUGAGAUUUGACCUGUCUGCUGUUUUAAAACUUCAUCAGGGGGGAAACCAAAAAGGAAGUCUGCUUAUGGUGGAUUAAUUUGAUGCGGUAGCAAGUGUAUACUUGUGUGCACAUGUUACUGUAAGUGUCAUCCUCUGUUUGCUUUGUAUGUAUCCCUAUUUGUGUAUAAUUAAUCUGUUUAAAUUGGGUGGAACCAAAACUAAGAUCCUUUCAUUAUUGAUUUUUUUUUUCCUUUUGCACUCAAUUGAAAGGCUGAAAUUUCAGUUUGAACCGUUCCAAACGUCAGUAUUUGUCUCUUCUUUAGCCCUUCACUCCAUCUGACCCACACAAGACAUUUCCAACUUCAGGACAGCAUGUCAUUUGUUUGUUAUUGUCUGUUUUUUAAGGCUGUUAAUCAUUUCGGUCCCGCUUGUGAAGAAGACCACACUUUGGAUGUUUGUUUCAACACUGCGUGAUUCAUAACAGAACAUGACACAUUUCACAGAAGCAACUAUUUAACACGGAUGGGGUAACUCAGCCAAUUAUGUAAUCGCACUCACACACCAACUUUAGAACAAGUGUUUACACGAGGAGUUGCAAUGAUAACACAGAUGCCCAACACUACUUAUACAUUUAGCCUUAUUCAGAACAUGACAGUUAGUUUUUUUGUGUUUGGGUAAUUAAUUUAUAGUCUAUCUUGAAAUGUCGCAUCUUGAAAUCACGGAUUUUUUGAAAAUGAAAGAAGGGUUGAGUAACACACUUACUUGAUUUUGCCUGGGUGGAGUUUUUUGGGAGUGAUUACAAAAGGAUGGCAGAAGCUAAGAUGCUUAAGCCGAUUCCCUGCUGGCUAAACUAAGCUGGCUCCCUAUGCAUCAUCUUUAUUGUAUGUAUCCAACCAAACCCGGAAAUCUCUGCUUAUCUAACAUCUCAUAUUCAAGGAUUGUGAAGGUCAUUGAAGCCCAGCCGUCUACUCUUCAGCCACUAGCCUUGUUUGUCUGGUUAUUGAUUCUCCAUCAUGUCUCUGAUCUGCUGCAGUAAUCUAAUAGUAUCUUGGGACUCAAGCAAAGCAGAGCAAAAAGGAAACUAAAUGUAGAAACUGUGUCCUACUGAGGGAGCCUCCCUAAAAACAUCCCAGGACGGCUGUGAUGGUCAUGGUUUUGAAAAUUGUAGUUCUACUGUUUGUCUCAAACAAAGAGUUAGCUUCCUGCACUGAUAAUAACAAAUUAAUUUCCUAACCAAGCAAUUGAGGGACUAUUAGCACCACUACUUGACAGGUCAGAUGCAUUGGAUCUGCAUUUUUAUCGUACCAGACGGCCCAUGUUUGCUCUCAGCAACAUAUUUUCCUUGCCAGAACUGCUUGGCUACGGAGGAGCUAUUAGACUUUCCAUACGGGCAGGCAGGCAUUAUUGGCCACAGCCCUGAAACCAUGAGAAGAUAUGGCAUGAGAGCCAGUGUUUGAUCUGCUCUCAAGUGUGUUUGUUUGAAGGGUGGAAGAGUUUUUUUUCAAGGGUGUAAGAACGAGUGGGGAAAUAGUGUUGUUAUGGACGGACAGAAGAGCUCUGUAAGGAAAGAUUAUUUGUACAGAGGACACAAAGUAGGAAUGCGAUAAAGUGGAUGGAAGGUACGCUGACAACCAAGUUAAGGAUUUGGCAAUGACACGGUCACAGGAAGAAGUGUUGGUGCCUGUGGUAGUUUCAUCUUUACAUAUUAAAUUAGCUUUUUCAUGCACAGAAUAGUUAUUGAAGGUGAAGGAUACUGAUCUCACCCUGCUGAUAUGGUCUGUGGGCUACAUUAUUGGAGAUGUACCGAUCCAUUUUUUCUGAUCCAUUCCGGUACCGAUACUUGGGCUGAGCGUAUCAGCUGAAAUCCAAUACCAAUCCUAUCCUACUGUUGAAUCAAUGAACUGUAUACCUUGCCCUGUGAGUGAAGGCAUCAGGCUUGACAUUAGCCUUGUUAAAAAAAGAUAACAAAUUAACACAGAUAUAACAAAUUGCACAUUAGCGCACAGCAAAAAGAAGUAGGACUUCCAUGUAAACAUUUAGUGCAAAAAGAUAGACAGACAUAGAAUAUAGAGCAAACAGAGUUGCUGUGUUGCUGUGUAUGAUACUAAUUAAAAGAAAAAAAAGACUGGAUCUGUGUCAUUCAUCAGAUAUCCGAUCCAGUUAAUUUGUCAAUAUCGGUGCUAGUGGAGCAGUCAAAUGCGUAAUAUAGCCUCAAUCAUUCACUUUGUUAUACAAGCAUGAAAUUUGGUACAUAUACUCUUCAAAACCCACUCUUUUCAAAAAUAACGUUAGCCAUGCAAAAUUCCAAGAUGGCGGCCCCAAAAUCCAAGAUGUCCGCCCCAAAAAUGUGGUUUUUCCUUUAUAACUCAAAAUGACUUGAUUUUAAGCCCCAUACAUAUAUAUAUAUACAUACAUAUAUGUAAAUAUAUAUAUAUACAUCUUGGUUUUCGAAUUUAAUGUUAUAACCCUAAUGAAAAUAGCAGAUAAUGGAAAUGAUAUUUUCAUAUAACCAUAUGCACAUAACAACAAUCGGUGAUUUCUCACUCUCCCAAUUCUGUACAAGUAUCUAUAUGCUGUAUCUCAAAAACCGUAAUGGAUACAGAAAUGUACUAGGUACCAAAAUGUCUGCAAUACCCAACUUUAUAUUCAACUUCAAUAUAUGUAUGGGGCAUAAAAUCAAGUCAUUUUGAGUUAUAAAGGAAAAACCACAUAUUGGGGCGGACAUCUAGGAUUUUGGGGCCGCCAUCUUGGAAUUUUGCGUGGCUAACGUUAUUUUUGAAAAGAGUGGGGUUUGAAGAGUAUAUGUACCAAAUUUCAUGCUUGUAUAACAAAGUGAACGAUUAUUUCCUUAUCUGCUCAGCUAUGCCGAUAUCCGAUCCAAAUAUCAUAGCGUUGCAGUUUAUUUUGACUUAUUGGGAGUUGAUAAUCAGGCUUGGCAUUGAGAAUCAGACAGACAAUACAACCUGACAACACCUGUUUGAUUCAGAUUUGACUUCAGUUUGUCAUUUGUACCGUUUCACGGAUAUAAUCCUCAUCCAGAACACAAAACUACCACAUGUAACAGUGAUCAGGCUGUCUUUCUUUCUUUGCUGUGCUUGUGUACGUCUGCAGCGUUCACAUCGAGGUUUAUGACAGAGGUAAGACACAGCUGACCAGGAAGAUCCAACUAUCCAUUUUUAUGCACAUGUCCAACAAUCUGUCUGCCUCUCUUUUGUCAAGAGGUGAACAACAGACCUGCUGUUGUUCACUGCAGCUGUGGGCCUCGCAUGGAUUAUUCUGGAAACAGUCGGUUGGAGCACCGGCUGGGUUGUGGGGUCAGGUGAGACACAGUCAGGGAGAGAGAGAGAAAGAGAGGGAGAGAGAGGUCCAAACAAUCCCUCUUUGCACCGACACUCAGAGCAGAGAGCCACACAGGCUGACAGGCUCAUUAAAAUUCCUCAGGUUCAGAGAUUAUAAUAACGUCUGAGGUGAAUCAACACCUCAUUACUCAAGGCUGAAGGGAAAUAUUCUGAUUCAUUUCUAAUUACACGGCUAAUCAUUGAUACAAGGAUUAAGUCGUGUAAAGACCAUUCUUCGUGACUUAUGCCUCAGUUUCAGCCCCACAAAGUCAUGUGACUGAGAUAAUCUUGUCAUUCCGGAUGAGUUGGCAAAUUUUUUGAGACUGUACGUGAUUGUUUACUUUUUGAGAGAGGAACAGAGAAGAAUGAGGAUUAAUCUUAAAGGUAACAAAGGCAGUAUUAACUGGAGCAUGGACACAUAGCUGUAGUUGGGAGGUGUGCUUUCUGCAAAUAUGUAUCAGUAUCAGUGUUGUCUCUUUGUUUAUAGCAACAGAAGAGCUGCUUGACUGAUAAGAAGCCAGUCUAGAGAUAAGAGCCCAUUGUCUGCUCGGUUCUUUUAAUAUCUGGCCAGUGUCCGCGUGGACAUGUAUUCAUCUAUGGACUCUCCCCUCCUUCUGAAGACUAUUUUAAAAUUUGGUUACAACAUAUCUGUUUUUUUUAAAGUAAAUUGCAGCAUUUGCACGUUACAGAGUCGCUGCUGUUGCUCUUUCAGGAUAAAACACUAUCCUCAAGUAUCAGGAUAAUAGAUUCAGAUUUGGCUGCGAUGUGAUUGAUGGUUACACAGCAGGUGAGUGGAGGACACAGUGCUGCAAGCGCUGAUGAAGCAGAAACACAUUAUGUAAUAGUCAUGGCUCAGAGGCCUGCAGGUGCAUUUAUAUGCAGGUGAGCUGCCUACUGCAGGCUCGGCGGAGUUUAGCAGACAAAGUCCACAUUUUGCAGGGUUUUCUGUUUCGCUACAUCUCUCCAUUCCUCUCCUAAUCCUUUGUUGUCUUACUCUCUCAGGGGACACACACACACACUCAGGCACAGUUAUGUCACAGUUAAAUUGACUUGUGUGUCACUCUGCCUUAUUUUCUCUGGAGAGAGGGAGUGAGCAGUAGAAUAGCACUCUGAUGUAAGUGUAAGGAGGACAGGCGAGAGGGUGACAGGGAGCGGUGCAGUAAAACCCACGGAGAACAGAAGAGGAAAUGAGACAGACUGCUGUUUUUGUGGCUUGGUAAGGACUUGGUUGAGCUAUAAAUUGAGUAGAGGCCCUGGGACUAUACCUCAUUCAUACAAAGUCUAUAACCGCAGCUUUAUGAGGUGUUAUUUAUGCAGCUCACACACACAAACACUUGACAUGAGCUAUGGAAGAGGUUACAGAAAUAAAGACGUCAUAAAUGAGAAAGAGAAGGUCUUCUUCACAUCAUCAGUGUGUGAGGACUACCAGGACUGUUUUAUACACUAAAACCCAACAAAAAAAGAAGAGUUGGUAUGAUGUCGUGGUAGACAGGCUGAUCAGUUCCUGUGCUCACAAUGUGAUGAAAAUAAUAAACAAAUGAUAAUAAUAAUUUCAACAGAUGGCUGGAGAGAAAUGCAGAAAUCCCUUGUGGCAGUGAUUUUACUGAGCCAACACCAGGAAGACCAAAACGUUUGCCUCUCAUCCUCUCAGUUCAGAAUGUAAAAAACAUCAACUAUCGUCCAUUGUCAGCAUGGGAUCUUCUGUUGAAAUAAUGCUAGUGAACUCUGGUAAGAUGGUAACACAUAAUGACAUUAAGCAAAGACCACAUGCUGUGUCACAGAUUAGCAGUGAGAGGUUCAGAAUAGACUUAUUUUCCUUCUUCUAUCGGACAGAUCAAAGGGAUGAUGGCAUCAGAUUGAAAUGAAACUUAUUGGAGUUAAUAAAAAGACUCUUUGCUGCUGGAAAAACUCCUUCCUCUUUUCAUCUUAACUUCAGAGCUGUUUCAUAUAACAGUGAUGCUGUGAGCAGUUUUUUGGCCUGGUUUCCUAUUGUGUGAUAAUAACCCUCUGUGUUUGUAUGUUCUCUUGCAGAGAGAUUCCAGACAGAGUGACAGCUCCUGAUGUUUGCUAAGGCUGACAAUCAAGAGAUGUCGCCCUAAUUUUCAGUUAUUGGGCGCAGCUUUCUGUUAAGCAAGGUAACUCCUUGUUUGUGCUUUUUCAAUCAACACGGGGAUAAUGGAGUUAUAUUACUAAGGUGUGACAUAAUAACCUGUUGUUUUCAUUUUGCGAUAGAUUCAUCUUUGUGUUUUGUGCUUCUUUCAGAUGUCCACCACAACAGAAAAUGGGCUGGGAGGACCUUGGAACACAAGCAGAGAGAAAACAUACAAAAAGGUAAAAUAUGAGAAUAAAAAGUGAGAGUUUAUUUACAACAGCCUCACUGGGAUGAAUAUGAACCCGCGAACACAACAUUUUUGAGUGUCGCUGUUUAGAGCUGACAAGUCCAAAAGGUCUCUACUUCAAAUGUCACAUGAUUGCUCAUAAAUGUCCCUCUACAGCACAUAAUGUCCUGACCCCUGCCAGGGCCUGCUGCCAGAGAUCAGUCAAGUGCUGGUCACAUUUGUUUUCUUUCCUUUUUCUUACUAAAGACGUCACUGCUUAUUUCAGCAUUUCGCAAGAUGUCACCAUUACGAGGUUCACAGAGCUGGGAGUGCUCAGGCUGAGCCUAAGAGCUAAUCAGAAAUGUAUUUUUUUAUAUAUAUACAGGAUUAAAAUCUGUCUGUAUUCAAUAAUUAAGAAGUCCCAGAGUUAACAUCUCAUGUGAGAUAACUUCUUGUAUUAAACUAGCAUCUUUAAGUAAAUGAAAAAAUGUUUGUAUUCGCUGUAAACUCACUGCUUUAACAGUCUGACUAAUGCCGUGGCGUCUCUUCUGUUUUCCCCUCCAGACUACGUCAUCAGCCUUGAAGGGUGCCAUUCAGCUCGGCAUUGGCUAUACAGUGGGCAACCUAACCUCCAAGCCUGACAGAGAUGUGCUUAUGCAAGACUUUUAUGUGGUGGAAAGUGUCUUUCUGCCAAGGUUAGUGCCACUCACCCAUUCAUACUCACACUUCCCAUAAACAGCAAGGCAUCUUCCAUGAUGAUGUGCAGGAUGUAUUCACUGACUCUCUAGUUUAUUAUAUGAGUUAUUGGAAUAGUUACAGUUUGCACAUUGUAAUCAAAUAAUAGCCAGACUCUUGCAUAAACUCAAGGUUGUUUGUCUACUGGAGUCAGUGAAUCAAAGCUUCUUCAUAAAAACAGAUUAUGUGUAGGUGGGAAACAAGCUGGCAGUGACGGUUUCCUGCCUCUGCUGAGUGAGUGAAUGAAUGGAAAACGACUGAACACAAGGCUUUGCUUGUCUGCGCGCUCGAACAUCAUAAGUCUGCAAAACAUCUGAAACUAUUAUUAAUCAUGGAAACUGCAGGUGCUGGACACACAGUCAAGAGACAUUAUGGGGCUACCGCGAACUGCCACCAUCAUCAUUUGUCAACAAAAGUGAAUUUUUGCUGGUCCAAGUCAUGAUGCAGGGAUAAAACUAUCCUGGUGUAUAAUCCGGGCAAAAUUGCGAAAUCAGCUAACUCUGCGGCUUACUGCUACAGAGCGAAAUAUAUUUCUAUGGCAGCUGUCAGCUUAAAAGAAUAUAAAGAACCAUUUUGUGUUAGUCAAAACAGAGCCAGGAGUUCUUCUAAAGUCUGACUCAUAAAUGUACACACUUGAUGCACAGGGACAAACUACUUAUUUAUCAUUUUUAAUGAGCGUGAUGUGACUUUAACACUUAAAGAAGCAGAUUUGGUCUCAGGGGAUUGUAUUGUUUUGAGCAUAAUUAACAGAUUAAUGUUUAAUUUAGAUUUCAAAAAUAAGCCAAAGUGCUGUUUUGUUGACGUGACAGACAAAGAUGAUGUCUGUCAAAGAUGAAAUGGGUGAACUAGUUUUUCUCUCAGUGACAUUUAAUCCAUCAUUCAUUGGAAAUUGUCUGUGACUCCAAACCUUGAGGAAAGAACCUCUGUCCUACCAGGAAAUGCUUUGUGGUUCACCUACUCAGACCUGCACCAGGAUAUGCAAACUCACAAUGGUCUAUGCAAACUUCAUCUUGGCACACACAUCCACUGUCCUGUUCCUCAGCAACAGUCAAACAUAAAUCUUGCUCUGGGUGUUGGCCUUGUUUUGAGGAGUGUUUCAAAUCCUGCUUCAGCUCCGCUACAUCAUCCUCAAUCCACUCGUGGUGUCGAAUCUUUUACAUAACGGUGACAUACAUUUAAAGCUAUCUUCAAAAGCAAAGAGCCACUUGAAAUUAAAGAAAGAUCAAGGCUAUGUAUGGGGAAAGAAGAAAAUUAUACAAGACGGAACAGGUAAAACAUUUUCUGUGGAGAUGGGAAAUUGAUAUCUCAAAUCUCUUUUCUGAGAUAACUUAUCCUCUUUGUUCUCUCCACUUUUUGUAGGUAUUUUUUGUCCUGUUCCGUAAUUCUGUACCAACCAAAAGCCCUUUUCUUCCUCCACGCUGACAGAGAGAGACUGAUCUCAGAUGCUUUUAUCGCCUCAUUCUCUUUUAACGCCGCUCUCCCUCCCUCCCUUCACCCUCAUCUUCUUCCUUUUCUCUUGAGGGUUUUCCGCUCUUGUUUGUCCUACCUAGUCUGAAAAUGUCACAGAUCCCUCUGACACAGUUUUUGUUUGUAUCUUGUUGCACGUAUAUCUGAUAACUAGCUUGUCUGCCCUGAGGCCAACAAACAAACAGAUUUCUUUUUGAUUAGUUUGGAAACAUUUUCCAGGUGCUCUUUGUUGCUAAAUAGUUUCCACGUGAGGCUCACUGUUGUGGACUGUCACUCACUGAUGGUAGAUAAAUGUUGUUGUCCUCACACCCUAAAUAGACCAGUCAGAUUUCACUGGACUGUAAUCACAGGUGUUGAGUUUCACGUUGUAUCUGAUUACCGGCAGGGUUAAAAACACAUUAGCAUCUUUGCUCUGAAAAGUAUCCAAGAUCUUGAAUUUAUAACCAGAUUAAGAGGCACUUUGGUGAAUUCGAUGAACCAAUUCUUUUAGAUUUUGGAUCAGAUUUUUGGCUUUUUUUAAAUAAGAACUGACAAUAUAUGUUGAAAAGUGGAAGACCAAUUCAUACAACGCUAAGUCGUACUGAACUUGUAGAGGUUUUUACAGAAAAGGGUCUGUUCUGUCAAAAUCCAGGCAAACGUCUGGUUAAUCAACCAAAACGUGUAUGUCAUUUGUGUCUGUGUGAGUGUGUGCAUGAGGUAUUUAUUUUCACACUCUGCUCUUCCUCCCCCCUCCUCCAUGAUGUAGACAAGGAUCAUGUGUUAUGUUGUAUUGUUCAAAUCUAGUAAUCAGAGCCUCCCUCAGUCCCCAGGCCCCAAACUCUAUACAGGUCAGUUUGUUACCACAAUGCUGGUGAAUCUGGGUUCCCAUAAAUGACUUUGCUAAAGCCUGUUCAUUCAUGAGUGGCAGAGAUUACAAGGGCCUCAGUGAUACAGGGACUGGUCGCCAUUUGCCUGUCCCGGCACAAAGACUGGGUGUAAGGCUUCAGUUUGCACCACUAUCAGAGUCUUGAAUGGAAUAAUCGCCCUUUGUGAUAAUGACUUUUCCCACUUGUGUGUUUAAGUUUUUGUUAACCAUGCUUAUUACAUUAGAGUUGGAAUAAUGUAUUUGAUGUUCCCUGUCUUGUUUUUCAAUUGCACCAUCCAAGUGAGGGGAGUAACUUGACCCCAGCACAUCACUACCCUGACUUCCGCUUCAAGACCUACGCCCCGCUGGCCUUCAGAUACUUCAGGGAUCUGUUCGGCAUCAAACCAGACGACUAUCUGGUAAGACCGCAGGCAAACUGGUGUUCAUUUUUCUACCACUGUCAGAUAGUUAUGCAUGCAUGUCAGCCAAAUAUCAAAUCAAGUCCCUUAGCUUCUUGUGGACUGACUUGCUAAAUGUCAGGCAGGUGCUGUAGUAUACAGGACGUGAUAGGGUUAUGAUAAAAUAAAGAAUUAACAAUGUGUACCUCAACAAAGACACUGGAUGCAAUAUUCAGAUAAAAGUCUAAUAAAAACUAAAAAUUAAGUGUUAGUUUAACAUGUUUGGGAGUCCUUUCUGGCUGCCAUCUAAUCCCAUCUUCAGUUUUUCCUACAACUACACAACAUUUGUAUCGGUGUUGGUGAUAUGAGAUGUAAUGCUCGAGCUAACACAGCAUACCUUUAUCAUAAAAUCUUUAACCAGUUCCUAGUGCUGAGUGAAAUCAGCUGAUGAAUGUGUGAUAUCCCAUCGUAAUCAAACUACGACAGCUUUAGAAAAAGAGAGAAAUACUCUGCAGGAUCUGCUCACCAUUGCAUGUGUCGUCCUGUUUGUGAUGCUGUUGAUGCCUUUGGUGUGUAACAUCAUUCAAUAACAUGUCAAAGCCAUUAUUUAUACACCCUUGGCGCCAUACUGUAUGAUAAUUUAAUUUACUCUCACCAAUACGUGCCUUGUUGCCAUAUUCGUCCCUACUUUACAUGUCCCGCUUGCUUGAGAUGAUUAAAUUUUGUGUAAUCUUGUUUGGGCUUUUUUUUUAUACUGUGAUGUUUUUAUUUAUUUAUUAUUAUUAUUAUUAUUAUUUUUUACAGCCUCUGAGCCUUUUGUAAACCUCUCGGCUGCAUUCUUGCUUUUGAAAGCUAAAUUGCUUUUUUUUUUUACAUAAGGGAAAAUUAAUAAAACUCUUGGUGCAACACAGAUGAAAUGUAACUCUGUGGCCGUUAAUACAGAUUGAAAUAAGACACUGUUGCAAAGAGGAUGUGCUGCUGAUUGAUGUCCUUGAGGUGAUGAUAAAUUCAUCCAGACAGAAGCCAAACAGCAGUCUAAUUAAAUCAGAGAAGAACACACACAAACACACACAUAUACACACACACACAUAGAGUAUUUUGUAUGCAAACGCAAUAACAGGUGAAUUGUUUGUGCUGGUAACUUCAUGUGACUGCAGAUGGUCAUCACAGUGAAGAGGGACUGUAGAUGCUUCAAGAAUAUCUCCUCCCAUUUGAACAUGUUGAGCUCAUAACACACUGAUUACCAUCCGACUCUUAUCUCGCCUUAUCCGCCAGCUGCUUUCACCAUCUCUCCCUCAUGUUAUUACUAUGCCGUGAGGACCUCCCUGUGCUUUCUGAGCUGCAGCAAAAACUGUUUUUGCUCCUUAUGAACUGAAACUAUACAUCUCACGUUUCUGUACGGUCUUAGCUCAGUGAUGCUUUGGGAGGUUUUUCCACACCCUUAUUUUGAGGAUAGUUGGAAACCAGGAAGAGACAUCAGAGACUGACAAACAGAAGAGGGAUAGUGUCCUACUUUGAGGACUUCUGUACAUGGGGUACACGGUUUAACCACUGAGCCAAACAGACUGCCCUUCAAUGAUGCUUUUGUGUCUGUAUUUUAGAUCUUUAUUCUGCAGUUUCUUCACUGAAGCAACAUCCAGAGGGACAGUAGGGAAUAUUUUACCCUUUGAAAUCAACUAAUGCCAGCGUUUAACCAGCCUAAUAAAUACAAAGUGACACUUUUCUCACUGUGUCAUGGAAGGACUGAAAAACCAUGAGCUUUCUGCUGCUAUUUGCUCGUGAGAGACUUAAUGGUUUGUAGCUGCGGCUAAUGAGUCAUCAAAUAUUAUUUUUUAAGCAUGAAAUAAGAUCAAAAUGACACCAGCUUUUCAAUGUUGAAUGGGACUCUUUCAUUUGCUGUUCAGUCGGAUCAAUGUCACGUACCCUGAGUUCAUACCUGAAGCGCAGAGUAUGACGUUAUAAAAGCAUGAAGCCAGUCCUCACAGUAAAGUGUGUUAAAGGAGAGUAGACACUGUUUUAGUGGCAGAAUUAUAGUUUGGUGAUGAGUUUGCAGGGAAAAGAAAAGUCCAGAUGCACAGUUUUGUACAUUUGGACCAGAUAGUGUUCAAGAGAUCUCCAAAACAAAAAGCGGAGUGUUUUUGCAACGUAGGACUUUACUGUCAGUAUUCUUUGACCAGGAUGUACUGAAAGUUUUCUCUUAGCUACUAAACAGACGACUUCUCUGCUGUUUGUGUUUUUCCCUUCCUCAGUACUCCCUGGUAAAUGAGCCUCUCAUUGAGCUUACCAACCCGGGGGCCAGUGGAUCACUCUUCUACUUAACCAGCGAUGACGAGUUCAUCAUUAAAACCGUCCAGCACAAAGAGGCCAAGUUUCUCCAGAGAUUGCUGCCUGGUUACUAUAUGGUAAGACACUUGAAUUUCCCACAUGAGGUGAGGUGGAACAGUCUCCUUUUUUAAACUGAUCAUAAGUGGCAUAAACGAGUUACAGAGGGAAUUCUUGUUAGCCGUAGCUCUAGGGCACCAUCAGGCUAAAGGAUGUCACAGCCAGGAGGGUGGAGAGACUUGGGCUGCACACAUCCAAGACCACCAUUAUCAUUUAUUGAUGCAGCGACUCAAAGAUUUAAGACUCUCCGCACCCAUACUGGCACACAAUUACUUUAUGAUUCUGUAAAUCAUGAAAGAAAAUGAGCCAAUAAGUAUCAGGAAUGAGAGCCUACAUGUGGAGUUCAAAGUGUUUCAACAAUGAAAUGAAAACGAAAAAAGGCAUUUAUAUGGUUUUCUGCGGCAACUUCAAUGCCACAAAUCCUAUUAUUACUGAUAUAACCAAAUCAGAGUUUAGGAACCCAACAUUCACCUUGUACUCCAUUUACAGUUUCCUCAUUAGAGAAAAAAUAAAGUCCAAGCUACCUCAAUCAUUUACUACCUUGUUACUUAACUCCUCCUUCAAUUCACAGAACCUGAACCAGAAUCCACGCACACUGCUGCCCAAAUUCUAUGGCCUCUACUGCAUCCAGUCUGGAGGGAUUAACAUCCGGCUGGUGGUGAUGAACAAUGUGCUGCCACGCUCCAUCAAAAUGCAUUACAAAUACGACCUUAAAGGUUCCACCUACAAGAGACGAGCAUCCAGGAAAGAGAGAGAGAAGGCCUCUCCGACUUACAAAGAUCUGGACUUCCAGGACAUGCACGAGGAAGGGCUUUACUUUGACCCGGAGACCUACAACAACCUGAUGAAGACCCUACAGAGAGACUGUCGGGUAAGUGGAAGACAUUCUCCUCACUUUCUUUUCCCUGUGUGUGCAUGACUUUGAAGUUCCAAAGUCGCCUCAGAACAAGAGAGUCACUUUAAUUCCAUAAAAGGACACUGUAGAAGCAAACAAGAAAGACUAGAGUCAGAUGAUUUACAUUAGCAGAAUACUUUUGUUCAAAUGGCAUAUUUCUUUGAAUUCUCAUGUCUCUAUUCCUGCACUGAAUCAUUUUGACCCGGGUGCUGCAAAGCCUCUCUGGGGCCUUAUGUCAUGUGCCGUAUCAAAGCUCGGAGCAGAUUUCUUCAAACCUGGGAAUCUACCAGAGUCAGGGCACAUUAAUGUCGAGGAGAUGCCAAAGACCUCUCAUUCUUGUGACCUGUUAUGCAAUCUUAAACACAUAGUUCGAAUAAGUCGGCCACACUGGGUUCUAGAUUAAGACAGCGUGUGUGCAACGUUGAUGGGAGAAAAUAUUUUGAGAUAUCCCGUGUUUGCACAGCGUGUUCAGAGUAAGCUCUCAGUUUGCCCCAGGCCCUCUUUUCCCUGUCUCUAUGCUGCUGAGUUUCAAUACAUGACAGCUCUCCAAACACUGAGCAUGAUUAAGACAUAGCAUGAGUGUGAUUAGCAAGGGUAGCAUGAGAAACUCAGAGUUUAGGAUUAGGGUUAGGGUUAGUCCUCCAAUCUAAAGACUCACAUUCUCCCCCAAUUUAAAGGAAUAUUCCGGCGUAAAAUUAAUUCAGGGACAAACGCAUCGUAACGCCAAGUUAGACACCCCCUGGAGAGAUGAAUGUUGCCGACCGCUUGCUUCUCUAAUUAUACCAACUUUAGUAACGACCGAACGAUAGCAAUACACAGCGGUUUGAGGAGCCUUAACAAACCUCAACCAAAACACCACUCUAUGGCCACAAAUAAUGCUCAGAACAGCACCUAACUUCAUCAACAGUACAUAUAGGGUCCAUUACUGACUGCUGCGGGGUGACGCAGCUUAAGGAAGAACAUUUAUGAUAAUUUCUUUAUCAUUUCCUUGAAGUAAUAAUCAUCAUAUCAAUCAUUUUCUUCAUGGAAAUGCAAUCAGACUGAUGCGCUAAGGCAGAAGAACUACUGCAUCAGCAGAGCGAAACGAUUAAUACGAUGAUUAUUACUUUAAGGAAAUGAUAAAGUAAUGAUCAUAAAUGUUCUUCCUUGAGCUGCGUCACCCCGCUGUAGUGCGUAUUGGACUGGGCUGAGGUCUCACUACAAACAAGUGGCUGCUGGAAGAGAGUAGGUGAGUUGUGUUUAGUCUCUUUGCUAAAGAAAUUAGGCAAAGUUAAAAAGAUGUUUGGUGGCUAGUGCUAUUGCUGGGACCCUAUAUGUACUGUUGAUGAAGUUAGGUGCUGUUCUGAGCAUUAUUUGUGGUUUUAGAGUGGCUUUUUGGUUGAGUUUUGUUUAUGGCUCCUCAGACUGCUGUGUAUUGCUAUUGUGCGGUCGUUACUAAAGUUGGUAUAACUAAAGAACCAAGCAGUCAGAAACAUUCAUCUCUCGAGGGGGUGUCUAACUUGGUGUUACAGUGUGUUUGACCCUAACUUAAUUUUAUGCCAGAAUAUCCCUUUAACAUGGAGACCAAGAAACUGUCUGAGAGUUCAAUAGGUGCUCUGGUCUGUGCUUAAUGCAUUUCUCAAAGAUAGUGGUAGAUUUGGAAUUUGAACCUUUUUAUUUGGCUACAUUACAUCAGUGUCAGAGGACAGGUCAGUUGUGGAGACUCAAGGACUGAGCAGUGCAGUGAAUUUUCGGAUUUUGCUGACGCGUUUGCAGACUAGAUUUGAAGGAAAGAAACAGACCCUCAGGCUUUGAAAAUGCUUUUAUUGGUUUGUUCUCUGCCUCUAAAAUAACAACAACAGAGAAAACGUGGUUCAAAGACAACAAAGUUGCAGGCUAGAAAUGUGAAGUAAAGCCACAGAUGAAUUGAUUAAAGAUGAAACGUUGGACUUCAGACAGUACAAGAAGUUUUUUUUUUUUUUUUUUGGAAGUUUCUCAACAAACCAACAACAUUUCUGCUCCUGUGACAUUCUUGUGCUGUUGUACUUCAUUUGGAGGAGGUGGAUAGGCUCUUGGAGUAGCUUUAUGAGUAACGACAGUGUGGCUUUCAGACACUGAUUGAAUGUGUUUUAACCACACAGAGGCUGGUUGAUAAUGGGGUUUAAAGCCUAAAGCCGUCUGUACUGUAAUCCCAUUUGUUCUGCAUGAUAAACAGUAAUUGCACACUCAGUGACACACACUUUCACCUUACACAGUCCACAUUACACACAGCUUUCCCACGGGGUCUGCUCCGAUAUUGAACCUGGAAUCUGACCAGUAUGUUACUGUAAGUGGUGGUCGGUGUAUCAGAAUAGGUCCACAGACCUGGAAGAGAGACUUCCCGUCAGACUUCCUGCAGGGUCCUUCCUGCAACCUGUCCAAACUGGCAACCCUGCAUAUCACCACAUCACUAAUGACUUAAUGACUUCCAUUACAGCAGCUGUAGCGCUCAAAUGAUGUAAUAUUUGGUGUGGGAACAAAAUAACCUUGAUGGCUUUAUGGCCAAACGAUGAGUGAUGAUACGUGGAACUGGAUUAACAAAAGUGUUGUGAGUACAUUUAGUUUGGCCAGUUAAGUAACAGAGCUCUCCCCUCUUCAUACUUCUAAUCUGCAAUGUUAUUUUUCACAAAAGGGUUUUAUUUUUAUUCUAAUUCAAGAAGUCAAUGUGUUUCAGCGGUCUGGGUUCAUCAAUGUUGCUGUUGUGUAUGUAAAGUAUGCCGGACUACACCUCAGUUAUGAAGGCUUAUCUAUGGUGUCUGAGAGUUUUUAUUAUUUUGUUGAUCAAAAAUCAAUCUUAUGAUAAAAAAUAAGCUGAUCAUUCAAGAAUCAAAUGUUAAUGUGUUGCUGUAUUACUAAUAAUAUAGUAAAUAACAUUUUAGUUGCAGAGUUCUUAAGAUUCAGGAUUGAUUUAACCAGUUUUCAUUUAUUUGUAUGUAGCCGCAUACAAAAAGAGAAAUUCUUUUGUCCUACAUAAAAGACAUAUGUGACCCAGCUACUAACUAAAAAUACAAACAAACUGACUCAAAAUAUUGUGACGUUGUUCUCACCAGGAGUCAAAUUAACAUCAAACUUAACACUUUUAUUCACAGUGAAGUCUUACUGUAUUUUUUUUCCAGUCAAAUGAUCUCUUCUUCACUUUGAUUGACCUUUCUGUCAUUUAUUCCUUUCUCACUCACGUCUGUGUCAUUUUCCCUCUUCUUGUCCUCUUUACUCUUCUGGUGACUGUUUAGCCACCAAUUACCAAUGGGAAGUUUUGUGCUCUCUGAAUAAAUCAAGAGGAGUAUUAAAAAGGUCUUCCAUGUUUUAUACCAAUAUACUGUUUACAGAUGUAGAACCAUCAGCCUAUACUUCUACUUGAUUAGAUAUUUGCGGUUUGCGUGAUCUAGUUGUCCCUGAAUCACUUUAGCUGUUUAGAAUUGAUAACCAUUGUCCAGGGGUUUCAACCAAUCAGAAUCAAGUAUUAACACUGCCAGGAACUCAGUAAGACAGCAUAGUAAUAAGUAAAUUAUAUCCAAGCAACCUUUUCUAAAACCACUAAAAAUGACUCUUAACAAUGAAAAUAAAGAAGUGUUUGAGAAAAGUUACACAUGACCAGUUCUCUGAAAGUGUGAAAUCUGCACUUCGAUCAGGGAAAAGAUUCAAAAUUUCCUCCGGAGCUGAUGAAAUGAUAUCAGUUCUGUUUUGUGAGUUUUCUCCCACAUGAGCUUGUGGUUCAGUGUUGCUCUUAAAGGAUAGUAUUUUUUUUUUAGCACUUGUGGGAUAACAGGUGUGAAACACUGUGACUUUCCCACAUUUAAGUCAAACCGUGUCUGGAUUGCUCACUUUUGAACAACCCCGGGUCUUGUGAUGUUUAUUCAGAUUCUGAUCAGAGGAAAUUUGAAGGAACAUCAUGUGUUUUACUGAAGUUACGGUCCCUCUCAACACUAUUAAAUAAUAUGCUGACUUUGUCAACAUGAUCUAUGUUUUCUUAAACUGACCGCAGCCAGAAAGACUGCCUCUCUCUUUGCUUUAUUGGUUGCGUCUUAACCUUUCAGCACAAUCAAGUUUCCAACCUGGGACAUGCACUGUCUGCUCGCUAUGUGUGCAUGUAAGGCCUCUGCGUGCUGCAUGUCUACUGUAUAUGCUGUUGUGCAUGUUUUAUGUGAAUGACAGUAUUGACCAGCAGCUGUUAGAGACGCUGUGCUGUACAGUCUGUUAUUGUCACGGCUUCCUGCCCUCGCCUCCUGAGCGGGGAGCAAAGUGCCCUCUAAGCAGAAUCGCUGUCUAUUUCCAUGAGUAAGCAGCUAACCUCGUCACCCCAGGAGAGGCUGCAGAUCAAAACACAGAGGAGGGUCUGCGAACGCUGAGCAACAGGGGAUGAGGGGUGUGGAGGGAACAAGGAAAUGAGGAGGAUUAUUGUCCUAUGAAAGUAUGCGUGGUGGGGUCUCUGAAAAGUACGGAUCUGCCUCUAUCCAUGUGCUCAGUGAUUUUGUUCACAGUUAUACAGAGGUUAAAGGGAUGUACCGGCGUAAAACUAAUUUAGGGUCAAACAAACCGUAACACCGAGUUAGACACCCCCAUGAGUGAUGUUGCCGACCACUUGCUUCUCCAGUCAUACCAACUUUAUUAACAACCGCACGACAGCAAUAGAAAGCGGUCUGAGGCGCCGUACACAAACCUCAACAAAAAAGCCACUCUAUAGCCACAAAUGAUGCUCAGAACAGCACCUAACUUCAUCAACAGUACAUAUAGGAUCCUAGCCAUAGCACUAGCCAAUAAACAUCUUUUUAACUUUGCCUGAUUUCUUUAGCAAACAGACUAAACACAACUCACCCACUCUCUUCCAGCAGCCGCUUGUUUGUAGCAAGACCUCGGACUAGUCCAUUAUUGACUGCAGCGGGGUGACGCAGCUCAAGGAAGAACAUUUAUGAUCAUUUCUUCAUGGAAAUGCAAACAGACCGAGACACUAUCAUAAUGAUCAUAAAUGUUCUUCCUGUAGUCCGUAAUGGACUGGCCCGAGGUCUAGCUUCAAACAAGCAGCCGCUGGAAGAGAGUAGGCGAGUUGUCUUUAGUCUCUUUGCUUAAUUUUACACCGGAAUAUCCCUUUUAAGAAGCAUAAGAAAUGUCUUUUAGAAAUGUGGAUAUUCCUCCUGUUGUUGUGUGGAUCACUUCCUCUGAAAACAGGAAGUUUGAGCCGUGCGAGCCUUCACUCUUCAUUUCUCUGCAGCUCCCCCUGACACUCCCUCGAUGCCAAAACAACACAAGGCAUUAAAGAUUGAUAAGGAACGCCACUGUACAGAGAGUGAGUGUGUAUUAAUGGUGUGUCUGAUUUGGAUUAAAGGAGAGCAUCAUGUCCCUGUUGCACCAGCACAGCUGUGAGGGAGAGGGAAGUGGUGAUGAUAGGGAUAUAAAAGGAAGAUGUCGAGCUGUCAGGGCGGAUUUUUACUCCUGGCACAGAGACACUUGAAACCUUGUCACGUUCAGGACAACCCCAGCCAAUCGAUGUCGUGUCCUGUACUAUCUUGAUUCAGUCUGAAGAGCAGGGAAACAGGAGUUCUUGAAUUUCAUGUACAGAUGAGCGCUGAGAUAACAAAGUAGGACAACUGUCUGGCGAAUCAUAAACAACCGUUUACUGUAUGUUACCCUCUCCCCGCUACCAUGUGAUAUUGUGACAACAAUGGUUUCCCUCACGCUCAACUGCAGAAAAACAGAGGCCCUACCCUGCAGUCAGAAAUCAGUGCAGCGACAAUAACACCCUGAACUAUAGUUGGUACACACGGCUGAAACCGGAUAGUCAAACAGGUCAAGGCUUUAACCAGUUGGUACCAUUUUAUCAACCAAUAUACUGAUUUUCUAAACAAAUUAAGUUAUCGCUUAGUUUUUAAAAUGUCAGCCAGUUGUGAAAAAAUAACCUUAUAAGUUGUGGCAUAUAUCGGCCUAUCAUCUGACGAUAUUAAAGCCUGUGGGAGUGAUGCACAGUUUUAAAGGGUAUGGUAAGAAGUUAGCAAAAAAAAAGGAGCUUUGGCCAAGACUUUGUUCCUUCGUGAAAAUCAAAGAGUAAAAAAAAAGACAAAAGGAAAGUUAUGUCCAACAAUAGUAGCAUUUAGCUGUUGUGCUGCACACAACUGGAAAAAGACCAGCAGAACUGAAAUCAGCCCCAACUGUGAGCACUUUUAAAUCCAGGUUCAAAACAGUUCUCUUUUCAUGUGCUUAUGGCUGAGCUCUUUUUAAUCAUUUUAAACUCUAUCUUUUGCUCCUGCUUUUAACUGUUGUUGUUAUUAUUGUUGUUAUUGCUGUUAUUUUGUUUGUUUUUAUGCUGUUCUUUAAAAAAAAAUGUUUUUAUGUAAAGCACAUUGAGUUGCCUUGGUAUGAAAUGCGCUAUAUAAAUAAAUAUGCCUUGCCUUGCCUAGUGAGCGAUAGAAAAUAUGGACUGACACUUGUUUAAAACUGUGCAACAGUUAUUGCGAGACUCAUGACUGAAUCUUCUGAAUUACUUUCAACAUGACAUUACAGGGGAAAAAGUAGAUACUUAAACGAAGAAAUUUAGUGGAGCAAAUCUUCUAAAUUUUAGAUGCAAAAAGUAUUUUUCUGAAUUCUGUCAUACUUUACAUGUCAGAACAAAAGACACAGUAGUUAGAGCUGUCAUUGAAUACGUUGAACUAUGCGUACUAGAAGCAGGUUGUAGUCAUGAAUUAUUGAGGCUUACUAGAGCGGAGUCUUUCCUGUGAUUGUAACUGAAGCUGUGAAUGUCACAGCUGAGCUGAAUACUGCUGUAGAGCAGUUUACAAGUGUCACUGUGGGAUGAGCUCUGUAGCAUGACUGACAUAAAGGUAGACAGGCAUGACCUGGUGCUUCAGGUUUGAAUACACUGAGAAAAAUCACAGAUUUAUAUUCAUGCUGUGUUGAAGUAAAAAGAGUUUAGGGAUUAGCUUUGAUCGAGCGGUGUUUGAAAUGAAAGUGGAGGGCAUGUUGCUCAGGAGGGAGACCAAAACACUGAUGAGCAGAAAUAUUCUGCUAUAUUUUUAAAAAUCUGUGGAAAUUCCUCUGUGAAAUGAAUGAUAGAAAAUGCCUCUGUUUCUGUCUGCUGUGAAGGUUUGAUUGUUUGCUGGCUAACGCUGGGGCCAGGUCACACAGCAGUGUCCUUCUGUAGGCAGCCUGGUGUUUGUGGCUCUAUUCAAAAUGGCUGCAGUUUGAAUAGGCUGGGGGAGUACGAGUGACAUAAUGCAAAUCAUUGAUAUGGAAAAAGCUCAGCCCAAACAAAGCCCCAGUGUUUGUUUUAGUCUGUCAUUACAUCUAUCAUGCCCUUGUGUGUCUGAGUAUAGAUGUGCGUGCCUUUACGGCAGAUGCAAAUGAUGUUGCAAACCAACACAAAUCAUGUCUGCUGUAAACAUGCAUUGGAAAUGACUUACUAGGAAAAGAUAAGAGGAAGUUGUAGGUCAGCUUCAAAACAUAAUUUGACACACAUUUUCUAGAAAAUAGGUCAGUUUUCUUUGGAUUCUCAGCCAUGGAUGUCUGAAUGUAUUAAGAGAAUUUGUAUUGUACCUAACCUUCUCUGAAAAUUAAAAGAUGUUUGCAUUUUGCUAAAUUCGAGAAACUCAACGGGGAAAAAAAUGUUUAGAAAAACAUCCAGAUCAUACUUAUCUUUAUGUCUCCUCCUAAGAAUAAAGUCAUGGAUCAUCAUUCCCAGAUCAGUUACAUCUUUGACAUGUUCAGGUCAUUAGAUAAGCCUGUCCACCAGGCAGUGACCCUGAUCCAGUUCCCAUAUUAGGCUCCUGCCUCUUUAUCUCACUGCUUCUUGUCGUGGUAGCUUUGCUCGAGCAGUGCGAGACAUAAAGUCGCAGAGUUUCUGGGAAACUGGGCAAGAGGCUCCUCAGACAGGUCAAUGUGUAACACUUGGCUCACUGUGGAGAAACACCUUGUUUAUUUAGCUCAAACCAGACUUGAGAGUUUUUCUUAAGCGAGCACACGGCCUUCAGCUGUGAAGCACAUCGGGUAAUAUCAGUGUGGGUCAUUAAAAGAAUUAGCUUUUCUAGAAAUUUCAUAAUGAUGCUAUAUUUACCAUCAGGGAGCUGGAAAUGAAGCAGUAAGCUCAAAGGAAUAAUGACCUCAGUGUUCAAAUUAGUCAUAGGAAAUAAGAAUUAUCACACUAUUUACAGCAAACUGGCUCUUGUCAAUGAACUCACUGUGCAUUUCUUGUUAAAACCGCAUUUUGUUACUUCCUACAGGUGCUGGAGAGUUUUAAGAUUAUGGACUACAGCCUGCUGCUGGGCGUUCAUAUCCUGGACCAGAGCCAGAGAGAGGGGGGCGAGCCGGGCCAGGCAGGGGGGGACGGGCGGAGACCUGUGGGUCAGAGGGUGCUUUACUCCACCGCCAUGGAGUCCAUCCAGGGAGACGGCAAGGCAGCUGAAGCCCUCACCACAGAUGACACGUGAGUGGGCUCAGCUGGGGGAAAACACACAUUAUGCACACAUAUUUGGGCGCACACACUCUCCGCCUGUGAGUGUGUCUCUUGAUCUCCACCUUUUCUCCAAAGGUUGAGACACAGUUAUACAACCGGGAUCAUAACAUUCACACAGUGUUCACACAGUCCAGCUCUGAUAUAACUCGAACUACACAAACACAACAGCUGUUGGUGUGUAUUCACAGCGAUACAAAGAAACAUAAACACAAAGCGCCUCUUUUAGAAAACCUUUGAGAAAAGUUUCAUACAUUGAUCACUUCUGCUCGGCUCUAACUCUAUUUCAGGAUGGGUGGCAUCCCUGCCAAAACACACAAAGAAGAAAAGCUGCUCAUCUUCCUGGGCAUCAUCGAUAUUCUACAAUCAUAUAGGUAUAGUUUCUUUUGAAAACGUUUGUGGACUUGAUAUUGUUACUGUAGUAAAUGCGUCUCAAAUGGCCAAUCGAGAGGUGACUAUGAACUGAAAGUGCCCAUGAGCAUUUAAAGACUGAACGUUUCCUAUAACAGCUUUGAUUAAGGUUGCUCUUUGACAAGACCUGUAACAUUGAAUUAUCACCCUGCAUUAAUGGAAGGAGCUACAAGCCAGUUAAUCACACUCCAAAAAGGACUUUCUGACCCGUCUACCAUUACUUAAAUGGACACAGCGGCGGAUCAGUCUUCUUUAUUUUCACAUUGAUUUUUCGCUCCUGAGACUUUAAGUGUGGCUUCCAGGCUCAUCGACUUUUCCAACUUGUCAGCUUUGUUAGUAGAGGCACCAGAAGUCCUCCUGAGUGGGCGAGGUGACACCAGGUCAGAGAGGGAGGAUAAAUUGGUCCAAUUUGUCCUUUUAUUACUUGUAGCAUGUGUCUCUCCCGGACAGUGUUACAUAACCUGAAACUUUGAUGUGUUUUCUACUAAACAGCAGAAAAAUGACCUCAGUUUGAUAGAGGGAAGCAUAAAGGAGAAGCAGAUACUUUGUUGUGAACUUUCUCCUUGUUUGUUGCUCCUCAGGUUCAUUAAAAAGUUGGAACACUCGUGGAAAGCUCUGGUGUAUGACGGCGUAAGUGGAUACUCUCCCGCUUUUAUCAAUGAGCCUUUUCUUUCGCCCACAUCCACCGAUAACAGCUCAACCUUUCCUCCUUCUUUUCCUCAGGACUCAGUGUCCGUGCACAGGCCCGGGUUUUAUGCCAGUCGCUUCCUCAAGUUCAUGAGCACACGGGUCUUCAGGAAAAACCAACGUAAGUCUCAUGCAAAAAGCCCAGAGAGACACAAGCACUGGGAAGUCCUUGCAUGAUAAUAGGACUCAAUAUGUAGCCACAUUUUAUUAUCUAUCGGAUUAGUGUUGAUAUUCUUGUUACAUUAGCUGGAAUAUUAUUUUGUCUUUGCUACAAAUAAGACAAGGAAAGCUUCUUGUCUGUUAUUCCUUUUUCUCUCAAGAACUGGAGGCGCGUGAUCUGUUAAGUCCAGAGUUGAUUGAAUCAAACACUUUUAUCCUACAAAUCAAGGGCUUCACGUCGGUUGUGUUUAAAUAAUCAAGUAGCACGUUGACUUGAAACGGAUUAGAUUUGGUGUUUUGUAACAAUAAAGCACAAAGUCUUGACUCACACAGCCGGACAAAAAGCUUCAGCUAAACUAGUUAAGAUUUAGAACUGAUGUAUGACUAGGGCUGGGCGAUAAAACAACGAUAUAUGUCGAAAAUUAAUUUCCUUCGAUAUCAAUAUAAAACAUAGUCAAUAUACUUUUCGCUAGUCGUCAUUCUACCAUGUUUUGGGCGACUAAACAGAAAGCCAAUGAAAAAGGGAGUUUCUGCGGGUUUGCUUCGCAUUGAACCAAUCAUGUGCUGAAUUAGAACCAAGAAGCAAACAACUGCGGCAGCUACACGCAACUAUAGCACUUUAACAGAGAAAACAGCCGACCAUUCAGUCUGCUUUCUCUAGCGCAACACCUUACGACAAAACGUCAAAGAGUCACAAAGACCUCACAGAUGCAGUAGCUUAUUGUAUUGCAAAAGACAUGCCACCAAUAAGCACUGUUAAAUUUCAUUUUUUAUAUCGUGAUAUAAUUGAUAUGAAAAAAAUAUACUGUGAUAAACUUUUUCCUGUAUCGCCCAGCCCUAUGUAUGACAACAUGAUUUAUCCUCUAUGAACGUUUUAACCAGCAGCAGAGUCUGGAAAAGGUUAUGAAUGUGUCUUCAGUUAAAGCUACCAGAGGUGAUCCUGGAACUUUCAUGAACAACAAAUACAGUGUUGUUGUGUUAUGUAACCAUAUUGGGACAAUAAACAUGGCUGAGGUGAAGAUUUGAGGAUUUGGCUGAACUCUUCACCAUUGCCAAGUUUUGUAGGAAGGAGAUGACAGGAAGGGAUUUAAUUUCCUGCCCUUCUUGGGGACAGUGAGGGUGACUUUGCGGACACUUGUGUGAUUGUUGUUGCGCGUUAUUAUAGUUACAUGACUUUGCUGAUAGUUUUGGAGGCAGAGAAUUCGAGAUUUCCUGUCUCAGGAUAAUCAUCUCUUUCCACUCUGUCAGCCAAAUUAUCUUCUGCUUUCCUCAUUCUUCCUCUACCUCUCUGUUUUUUUUUUUGUUCUCUCACUCUUAUGUUCCUUUUUUUUUUUAUCACUCUUCAGCACUUCGAUUCUCCCCUUCAAAGAGGACUCGCACUUCUAUCCCGGCUCUGAAGUCGUCCUCACAGGAGAUCCUUUCAUUGCAGACGGAUGAGAGGAACGAAGAGGACAGGAGGGUCAGGCUGGGAGGAGCCUGCAGUCUGGCAAGUCUGGAUGGACAAGGUACAGAAGAAGUUUUAUUGGAAAGCCUCGCUCUCAUGUCUCUGCGAAGCAAACUCUGUAUAUGACAGCUUAACUCAAGUAUUGCACAGCAUUCAGGGAUACUUUUAGAGUAACCUGCAUUAUUAAACAAAAAAAUUAACUCUACGAUAUGAUCAUGAAUGCACCUUUACAGCUUUUCCCCUCUCUCCAGACUGCCCUGUAAUUUAUCUGCAAAGUAAUUGUCUUGCUUUUGUGGCCUAGUAGAGCUUUUAAGCAACACUGAGGCCCAUAAACAGCUUCUUGCAACCACCCAUAAAAAUGCUGUCUUCUCAGCACUGCUCAGGAGCUGUGCUGCUGCUGCCUGAUACAGUAAUCAGCUGUAAUGGAAAGAAAACAGAGAGUUACUUGAAAUUAGCAUCUAUUCAGACACAUAUUUUACAUGUGCAUAUACAUUAAAAAAGCAGAAGCAUUUAGUGGACAUGAUAGUUGAAUUCAGGAGUGGACAACACUCUCUCUCUCUCUGUCUGGACACUGACUCCAGCUGUAAUAUAAAAUAAUAUGAAGCAAUUUCAACUGUGAAGCUUAUUUACUCUUUUUAACCUGACUAAUUCAGUCUCAAAGGGAACAGAGGAAAUCAAGUUAAAUGGAGAAAAUGUUUGUGGAAACAUUUAAUUUGAUAACUUGAAUGAAAUUCACGUGCCCUUGACAUGGAAAAUGAGAUUACGUAAAUGGGUUACUAUAAGAACAGCUCUUUUUUGUGAGUGCAGGUGAUCCAGUGUGAGCUGUAUGUUUUAAUCAAUACUCCCUCAGUAAGAUUUAUGAUCAUAUUGAUUGACUAAUGGAGGAUUUGACUGUCAGUGAUGGUCAGUGUCUAUUUUUUUCAGUGAGAGAGAAACUGACUUUUCAAACAAAGUCCUUUUCUUUCAUGGAUACUUCUCAGGCUGUCAAAAUAUAUAUAUCUACCUGGAGGGCCUUUAAACAACUGGAUAUGGAGUAAAACUGUAACUUGGGCUGUUUUGAAGAGACCAUAGGAAUCAAAGUUUGUCAUCUUUCAGCCAUUUAAUGUUCAUUUUUUUCCCUCAAAGCUGUGUUUGGUUCAUACCUGCGUCCUGAUCUGGUCCCUGCCAACCCAUCCUUCUACGAGGGCUCCUCCAUGGGAACCAUCUCCACCUCCUCCAUCUUUGUCAACGUGGACAACCAAACAGAAGAGAGGUGCGGUGUCUGUCUGUUUGUUUUCCUCCUCACUCUUCCCUGUUCCUCCUUUCCUUCCCUGCUUCUUUUUAUAUCAGGACACUGUGUUGAUUUAGCAGCAGGUCGGGUAGUUUACCUGAGGUUACUGUACGCAUUAUUGCCAUGAGGAGGACGGGAAAGAAAACAUGCAGAAUGGCCACACCUGACUCACACUCAUUCACUCACACUCCUCCUUGUCAUUGUCACCUGUGCUCUAACAUGACAUGGUCUUAUUGGUGACGUGCGUCAUGGAGCAGGUGACUCAGCUGGCUCAGUAACAUGCAUCUGAUACAUGCAUUCAUGCAACACCUACACAACAUAUGGGAUGAGUAGGUUAGGGAGUUGUGUUGUGUUGUGGUUGUGGUUGUGGGUGCUGUCUUUUAUCUGGAGCACAUGAAAUAAUGAAAAGUUCAGUACUAUUAUAUCAAUCUUUACUCUAAUGAGAGCAUUACUAACACUUAAGGCAGGAAAACUCCUCUAGGUUUGACUGUUCUUUAGGGAUUCAUUCAUGAUUCCUAAGCUGCAGUUGAACACCGUUGUAGGGUUUAUUGGGCGUCAUAUAAAGUCAUCUUUUCCUCUCAAUGUUUACUCAACAAAAAAGUCCUUCCUGAGUAAAACUUGCUUUACAAGGAAGUUCUUCUGGCCAAGACAGUAAACCAGAUUUAUUUCACAAAGUAUGAACAAGGAAGAGAUUGAAUCUAGAUCAAGAAAGUGAUUUCAAUCCAGAUCGAUGGACCUUACGCAUGGGUAUCGUUUCUUCUUCGAGGUCUAAAUUUUGUGCACAUUAUUUCGUGUCAAGUCUUUCCUCUGCCUCUCAUCUCCCUGCCUCUGUCUGCAGCAGUGUCAGGUUUAGUUCCCUUUCUGCAGCUCUAUUGUGUGACUUGCCUGGUCUUGUUCCCUCAUCAGUCACCUGCUGCUGCCCUGACAUUGUUCUGUCAACUGUCUUCAUAAAUAUUUAAACAGUGACUUUGACACAGCCUUACUUAGUGCUAUUAUGCUGCAGAAAUACAGUGACAAAGGAGGACAAGCAGUGAAGCAGAGACUGUACACAAACCAAUAAUAAUCCCUGUCUGGGAGCCGCUCUGCCUGUGAUAAUACCAACACUUGAUGUUAGGAUGCUUCAGGGUGGGAUUGUUUGAAUCUGUUAUUCAUAUGAUUCCCUCUUAUUUUUUAACAGUCGCUGUCAAAGAGUGUAUAUCCUUAAUUUUCUUUUUUUCUAGCUUUGAUUUUGACUUUGAACGCAAAAGUGGUCAGUCACAUGUCAUAAGAGGUAAAAACACAUUCCUGAAUAUAUUAGGGUGUCACCUGAUGUCCAUAGAAAAAAAACAGUUCUCAUAUUACCCCCUGGUGGUCAAACAAGGUUUGAUCCAAAGUUAACAUGAUAGUGUUAUUGAGUCACUUUUUUUCUGUCAUAUUAUGCGAUCACUGGAAUUUUUAAUUCUGGACGGUGUACUAACAAUAUUUUUAAUCUAAUGUAUUUAAAUCAGUCUUUUUUUUUUAAAUAUUGUCUCUAGUUUGGCUUUGACAAACAUUUUGCUUUACCAAGCUGAAACCACGAUGACAAAAAUCUAAAAAGCCACUCUGGAGUAUCUCUGUUUUUCUCAUUUACCAUGCUACAGGUGGGCAGCUGUUAUAUUACACAAUCUCUUAGCAAGGGUCUCCUUUUGUCAUGGUCAUCGUGGUCAAAUAUUUCCAGUCUUAAGGAGAUAUUGUUCAUUUCCUGUGAGACAUAUUUCGACUAUGAGCCUCUGAACUGAUUCCUCCCUGUGCUGCCUACAGCCCCACGCUCUGGCAUCUGCCUCCUAGAUGUCAAAAUCCCUGCAUUAGUGUGUGCUGCGUCCCUGGAGAUUAUAAUCCAUCAGUUUUCACACACAGUUUGGACAACUAAAUUAUACUUAAACUUAAACAAACAGGAGGUUGAUAAGGCUUUUUUCUUCUUGUAGAGAGGAUGUUGCUUCCAGCUCCACGUUCACUCUGGAGGACAGCGCUAUCUGCCUUACUUCAGAGCAGAGCACAAUGGAUGUGGACAUAGACCGUGAUGACGGAUCUGUUCUGGAUGUGUACUUGGUAGGUUUUUAUCUUCACCUUAUUUUUUGCAGGUCUAUAACUGGAAAGUGUCAAAAUUUGUAGUCUGAUUAAAACUUCUGGGUUUCGUUUAUGUUUAAAGUCAAUACCAGGCCAGGACUACACAUAUGGUAACCCUUCUCCUUUUUCUCUCCAACAGUGAAACAGGCAUUUUCACAGCCUUCAUUUCCGUCUGCCAAUCAUAAGACAAUCCCCUCCUCACUCCAUUACACUGACCAGACCGGCCUUUGCCUCCACUUCCAGUGCUGCUAGAUCCAUGUUGCCACACAUGUUGCCAACACAUACAAAGACUGAGAUUCUCCUCCGGUUGAUGGACUAAAAGACCCCACCAGAGUCACAGUGAUGAUCAUCAACAGGAAUCAUGACAUAUUAUGCAACGUGAUGAACGUCAGACUGAAAUGAGUGCCGCUUUUAGAGCAUGAGUCACGCAGUGCCAUUUAGUUUUAUAUAUGUAAACUGUUUUCAAUGCCUACUCAGAAACUUAAAGAUUUACAAUACUGUAUAUGAGGUGAGGGUAGAUACAUUUCAGUACGUUUUGUUUCCUCUGACCAGAAAUAAAUGAAGGACACCUAAAAAAGCUGGCACCUGCAUUAGUCGGUGAUCACAAGAGUUUACAGCGGAUGAAUUAUCCCCGAUGAGCGGGACAGUGACGCUCUCAUCGUGUCAACAAUCCAGCUCGAAACCACAGCCAACACAGAUGAGGAAGGACACAUUUGAACAGACUUGAUGGAUUUUUAACAUUUUGAGCCCAAACACAGCCUGAAGUGGUUUAAAGAGUGGCCUCCUUCUCCUCACAGCGCUGUAUUUCUUGCUGCCCUGUGGCCUUGACAAUGAACUGCUGUAAAGUGAUAUGAGGAAAAGACAGUUACUGGAUCUAUAAUGAAGUACGCAGAGCAGAGACGCUGCUCUCGCCCCUGAUUAAAAAAAAGGCACUUUUGACAUUGGUUGUGAAGACUGUAAGAUUUAUUUUCCUCUGAAGGAGUUGCUUAGGUGGGUGAGCAAACUAGUGUAAGCACAGAUUUGAAUAUGUGAAUAUGCACUUUUCAGUUUCUCUUUUUCCUCGACUAGUGCACACCUCUGUAAGUCAGUGAUCCUACGUGUACAGAGACGGUGAAGGAACAUUGGCAGAUCAUUUUUGAUGUGGAGCUUCUAGUUUUGUGAGGUUUGCGUCAUGACUGAAAUGCUUCUUACUCAGGAUAUCCUUUGAUACUGAACAAGUAUGUCCUCUUCAACGAGCGGAGACAUACAUCCUACACCAAGAAGCUGUCCGAUACCUCUUCAUCAAAACCAUUUCCAACCUUAAAUGUUCAAUUUCAUGAUCACAUGUUGGUUCCGACCAUAAUUUAUUGUGUCACUCAAUACUUUACCAUCUGCUGAGAAAUACUGUCAUUGCUGAAUGUAAAGACAAUGCAUAAAUAUAUAUAUCUAUAAAUAUAUAUAUAUAUAUAGGAGACUCCUAUAAAUAAACAGCUUAAUUUCAA